Messenger RNA from Lineus longissimus, 626 nucleotides. RefSeq lists its product as uncharacterized. The transcript is spliced from 4 exons. The record is from RefSeq and is a predicted model, not a curated record. Lineage: Eukaryota; Metazoa; Nemertea; Pilidiophora; Heteronemertea; Lineidae. The coding region runs from base 41 to 568 and encodes 175 amino acids.
UUGACUGCUGUAGCUGCUGUUGGUCAAACCAGCUCUUAGAAUGCAAAUACUUUUUCUCUUAUUGGUGUGUGUCGGUGCUGCUAUUGCAUGGGAUCCCACUCCUUAUGAACUGCAGAUCCUUGCUGACACGCCCUAUGCGAGUCUUCCAGUAGGCCUCAAGAAUGCGAUCAGAGGAUCCAAGAUCCACAAGAAACGGGGUGAAAACAGUAACUGGUGCUGCUCAAACGACCAGCCUGUUAACUCUGUCCAGAGGAGCAAGACUAUGAUGGAGAUGGUGAAGGUGCACGAGAAGGUCAAGAUUGGCUACACUGAUUGUGGAUUCCUUGGAGCUACCAGAUGUUCUCUGUACGAUAUGAGAUAUACACAACAAUCCAAAUACUACGUGGACUACUAUGAGGUGCCCGACCAGGAUGCUUGCCCAGACAAACACGUUAAGUGCUGCAAGGGAUUCGUUCUUGUUGCACAGGAUAACUGUCUUAGUCUGGACGAAGCCGGUGAUAACAUAGACACUCUGAAGGACCUCAUUGAAGCUGGUCUUAUUGGAGGUGGCAACGGUUUGACCAUGUAGGCAACACCGCAAUUUACUGUCUAGUUUUAACACCAGUAAAUAUAUUUCUACGAAAUGA